ACCCGUCAUCUAUAGACGUUGAAGGCUAACAAAUUCAGAAAGCGUAGAACGUUUCUGAACAGUAUCUAAAGGGAGGACGAUGAUGGAAACCUUGCUUGUCUUCCCGUCUCUCCUGUAGAGAGACUGACGCCCAGCCUAUUUUUGGGCUGUAUGCAUACAGUGGAUAUGUAUUCUCGAGGGGCUCUGCCCAGGUGUUUCCUGUGAAUGCUCCGUCCACCCGCUCAUCUCGCAACAGAAAAGGCUGAAUGGAUGCAUCGAGCUCUUUAUCUUUUUUUUCUAUGGAGCUGCAUAUAUAUAUAUAUAUAUAUAUGCGUAUAUGUGCAUGGAAGUAUACGCCCCAUUGUAUAUAUAUAUAUAUAUGCGUAUGUAUAAAAGUGUAUGUAUAUUCAUAUACGUAUAUGUGUAGACAAGAGUUCCAGAAUAUUAGUUUUGCGUGCACGGAGAAUGUGAAUUUCAGUUUGAAAGACCUUUUGUGUUUUUCGAUGAGAUUUCUCUCAAUUUUUUUUUGGUGGCUGGCCCCUCUUCCGAAAGGGUGUUUUCCAAGAGAAGCAUCGCUUCUCUGGAUGCAUGCGGAAGCCAGGAUCCGCCUUUGCGCGCGUCUGUUCCGGCUGCAUGCAGGAGCCUGUCGAGUUUUGCCAGUUAGCUAGAUCUGUUUCGUCGAUUGCACCCCGUUUGCCUCAUGCAAAGGAGAUAUGGUCUUGUGGUGUGCGCAAGUGCGAAUGAUUGCGACUUUUGAACACAAACGCGCCGUUUCAUCCUAUCCCAUUUCUGAAAGA
Toxoplasma gondii ME49 is the source of this 776-nucleotide messenger RNA. RefSeq lists its product as hypothetical. The transcript has a single exon. The coding region runs from base 246 to 647 and encodes 133 amino acids. NCBI's taxonomy places the organism in Eukaryota, Apicomplexa, Conoidasida, Eucoccidiorida, Sarcocystidae. The record is from RefSeq and is a predicted model, not a curated record.